GGCACCUCUGGUUCCUUGUUGUGACAGUUUAUUACAUCAGUAAAAUGGCCGCGCAAUAAGUUAAAAUAAAUCAAUUUUCUGAUCGUGAUUGUGAGUAAUAUGAGAAUUUCGUCGAUAUAUACACAGUUGUUGAGUUUCAUCAUGAUAUCUGAAUUGCUUCUGAAUUGUCAAUAUUGAAAUCGAUUUGUGAGCAAGCUGUACGAUAGAAAGUGUUGUUAGAAUGAAGGCCAAAUUAACUAUGAGGAAGAUUAUUCAUGUCUUGCUGCAAGUAUAAGCAUUUAUUGCAAUAAAAUGUUGACUGAACAAUUAUGUGCGUUCGCCAUAUUAAUGGAUUUAUGCUGUAUAACUGAAUGCUGUAUGAAUUGAUGAGAAUAUCGAUGGAAGUAAAAAUGAUGUCACAUCUUUGUUCGGAUGCAAAAAGUAGAACCGAUGCAAUGGAUUCCAUCCAGAGUGAAAGGUCGACGAACACGAUUAAAAAUCAUAAUACCGCGAGUGGAACGCUAGAUAAAACAUACGGCACAAUGAGAUUCAAUUUCGUUAGUACUAUUCUGCAUAAGCUGACCAACAUUUUGAUACCAGCGGAAAUGCAAAACAAUACACUAGCUAAAACGAAUCAACCUCUAUUUAUCCCGGAUGUUUUUGUUGAUAAGAAUAUCUGUACGCCUAUAUUCGAAUCGGUACAUGGGAGGGCCACACUUUUAGUUCCCGAAUAUAGAGACUCUAUGCAAUAUCAAAUGAGUCCUUCGAUCGACAAUUCUUACGUUUGGUACUCCACAAAGGAGUCCAACGAGACCGAAAAAAACGAUUCUGUUUGUACGACAAAAUCAGGAAAGAAAAAGAUGAUUACAAAUCAAGGUCCAUCUAGAAUCGCAAACAAUGCACAUGGGUACAGCAAAUCAUAUUGCAAGAAUCGAAAGGAAAAACACCGCCACGACGUAUUGUUGGAUAUCAUGGAUGACUUCCGAGUAAUUCUCGAUGAAGAAGAAACUGAUUCAGAACCUGAAAAAUGCGAUUCUCUAUCCAAUAUUGAUGCAGAACGAUUAACCAAGCCCAUGAAUUGUGAAUCGUUAGCGAAUUCCAAAUUGCCGGACAAAACAUUGGCUGUGAAUAACUCACACAACAGUCGGAGUAAUAGUGAAUUUCACGAUGGUUCUUCUGUCUGUGAUAGCGAGGAUAGUUUUGUAAUAUUCUGCGAUGAUCCACAAACGACUCCAUCCGUUAGUCCCAAAAUAAACAAAAAUAUUUGCAACGUUAUCAACAUGUUUUUGAAGGCGCCCAUCUCAUUUCCACGGAAGCAACAGCGACAUUUAUCGGAAUGUAGUGAUGAUAGUAUCGUAUUUUGUUACGAUAGCGACUAUGAUGAGGCGUACGAUCAGUUGGGCACAGAUUCCGAAUCUAUUGAUAUGGAAAAGCACGAAUGUGACAAUGACAGCUGCUGCGAUGAAAUGUUCAACGAAUCACCUGAACAACCUGACUCUGGUUUCGAGGAGAAGAAGGUACGAUUCAACAGCAACGUAGAUAUACAUGUAAUGCGGACGUGGGAUUUCGCUUAUCGACAAGCGCGGAAGGGCGAGUGGGAGAUGGCCGCCAGAGAUCGUGAGCGGUUCAAGAAGAGAAUUGAUGAGGUGGAUAAAGCUUUAGGACCGAUAUUACAACCAGAUGUACGUGAAAGAAUAUAUUGUGACAGGUUUAGCAGUUAAUCGAAAAAAAUUAGAGUGGUAAAAUAGAUAAAUAUAACCGGGGCUAGAUCAUUGUACGUUUUUAUUGUUUCUUAAAACACCUCUAUGAUGUUUCUUGAAAGGGUUUCAUCUUAGCCGAAUAUUUAAUUUGUUUUGCAAUAUAUGCCAUAAGUUGGUGAAUUAUUGGAUACUACAUCAAACAAAAUAAACUAAUUAGGUUCAACUGUUCUGUAAAUAUGUUAUUUUGUAAAGCGUUUCCUCAAAUUAUACAGCUGUAUAUACGAAGAAUAUAAUAUAUUAGUGCUACUUAUAACACAAA
Messenger RNA from Toxorhynchites rutilus septentrionalis, 1998 nucleotides. RefSeq lists its product as uncharacterized. Gene Ontology annotation, biological process: response to endoplasmic reticulum stress. Lineage: Eukaryota; Metazoa; Arthropoda; Insecta; Diptera; Culicidae. The transcript has 2 exons. Gene Ontology annotation, molecular function: protein phosphatase regulator activity. Gene Ontology annotation, cellular component: endoplasmic reticulum; protein phosphatase type 1 complex. The coding region runs from base 351 to 1700 and encodes 449 amino acids. The record is from RefSeq and is a predicted model, not a curated record.